Messenger RNA from Papaver somniferum (opium poppy), 1707 nucleotides. RefSeq lists its product as uncharacterized. Gene Ontology annotation, cellular component: chloroplast. Bases 150 to 746 code for a protein of 198 amino acids. The transcript has a single exon. The record is from RefSeq and is a predicted model, not a curated record. NCBI's taxonomy places the organism in Eukaryota, Viridiplantae, Streptophyta, Magnoliopsida, Ranunculales, Papaveraceae. Gene Ontology annotation, molecular function: double-stranded DNA binding. Gene Ontology annotation, biological process: regulation of DNA-templated transcription; chloroplast organization.
GACUUGGUCUCAAGUUUCCCCGGAAUACUGACGCGAAGCAUAAAUAAAGAAAUAAUUCCUUCAUUCGAUGCACUUAAGAGCAUUGUUCAGUCUGGUCAAUCAAAUGAUUAAAUGCGUGGAUUAUUAGUGCGGACCGAGUUGAUAGAGUGAUGAUAAAUGUAGAGCUUUUGAGAAAUGAAGGUGUUCCUGAAACCAAUAUUAUUAAGUAUCUAAUCCUACAUCCAAAAGUAUUUACGGCCAAUAGAUUUGUGGAGAUCCUAGGAAAGGUUAAGGAAAUGGGUUUUAAGCAUUUAGAAAUCAAAUUUUUUAAAGCUGUGUAUAUGCUGACAGAAAUGAGUGAAGCCAGUUGGAGAAACAAAGUGGAAGUUUACAAGAAAUGUGGGGGUUGGUCUGAGGAUCAAAUUCAAUCAGCAUUCAGGAAGGAUCCUAAAUGUUUUAAGGCCUCUGAGAACAAGAUUACGGCGGUUGUGAAUUUCCUUGUGCAUGAAAUGGGUUAUGAUUCGUCAAUUGUUGUUGAGAACCCAAUAGUUUUUUGUUGCAGCUUGCAGGAUAGAAUUAUCCCAAGGUGUUCUGUUAUCAGGGUUUUGGUCUCCAGGGGUUUGCUUAAAGAAAACAUUUCUCUAACUACACUUUGUGAAGAUGAGUCUUUCUUGGAGAAAUUUGUGAAUAAAUAUGAGCAACAAGUUCCUGGAUUAAUGAAGGUAUUCGAACGUAAGUUGAAUUACCAAGAGCUGCUACAGAACUGAAGGAAUUGCUGAGAUUGAUAUGUCGGUGGCGGUAUGUAGAUUAUUUGAAUUCACUUUACAUCUUGCGUAUCUUAAACGUUUCAUUCCAUGCUUGUUUUUUUAAUUUGGAGAUGAAAUGGAGUAGUAUCUUUUAUACUUCUAUCAUGGUUGUAAGUUUAUCUACAACUACUGCGUCGGUUGCCUGAUUUUUUGUUGUGAACCGAAGGAUAUAUCUUUUUGGUGGGAUGUGUGGUUUGUUGUGUUAUUAGGAAAUUUAUACUGUUAUAUAGACUGCAAUCAUGACAAUUCAAAGAAUCAAAAGUAGUUGCUUAUAUGAGCUCUUAUGGGUUCUUCGUCAGAAAGCUCAUAGGUUUCUGUUAACUAAGUUAGUCAGUGUGAGGAACUUUUUGGAGGGCAUUCAGGCAAACUAAGAUAAACCAAUGAGUUCUGUUAUGUGCGUAUUAGAAGGUGUCGUGUUUAUAAGUGUUUGAAUGUAAUUUAAAUUCUAAUAUUAUUGGUGCUAGUAGAGUCUAUCUUACUUGUCCUAGAAUGUAGGAAUUCUUUGUGUUUAAAGUUAAUAGAAUUUGUGUACGGUUAUCUUUAGAUAACCAUUGUGUUAGUCAGUUCCUUUGCAGUUGUAGGAAGUUAUGUAACGUCUCCCUCUGUGUAUAUAUUGCGAUUAAUGAAUGAAGAAAAACAGAGAAUUAUUAUGUUAAACAAUUGUUAGUCUUCUAACAGAGGUAUUAGUGUCCCUUUGACGAAACUAGAGGUCCGGCGUCCCUCUGACGAUACCGAAACCAUUACUACAAACCAUUUUAUUAUCCGUUUCAUCUUCACUGAAUCAUCAAAUCCAUGAUCUGUUAUGCAUUCAAGCACAUAACAAGUUCAGUGGGUUGCUUGUCAUAUGAGUUCUUCCUUUCGUCAUGUGAGCUCAGUAAUGGCAAAGAGUGGGUAGGAGAAAACCGAUCGUGAUCAUUGUAUG